AUGUCACAACCAAAGAAUGAGCACUUAUGUUGCAAUGCUAAUGGUGGACCCAUUGCAAAGGAGUUGAUUCCAAAGCUUAAUGUUGUGAAGAAAGUUUUGUCCUCCAAAUUGGAAGUAAGGCUACCAGAUAUUGAAGUAAGACCAACUUUUCUCUCACUGCUCAUUGCCACUAUCAUAUUACUAAAAGGGAUUGGAGGGAUUCAAUUUGUUUUUGGAAGCAUACUUGGAUCUUUUCUUCUGCUUCUGCAUCAAGCGAUUACGACUCCGCUUUUGUACGAUUUCUAUAACUAUAAACCCAGCAGCCCUGAAUUUAAUCUACUGCUGAAUAAUUUCAUGCUGAACACAGCAGUCUUUGGUGCAUUGCUAUUCUUUAUAGGGAUCAAGAACUCAAUUCCUAGGAAGCAACUAAGGAAGAAGACUCCAAAAACAAAGACAAUUUAGGAAAUAGAGAAAAGAUGUAUGAAUGUAUUUUUCCAAAAGAUUUUUUUGUUUAUUUGUCACUUGGAUCAUAAUUUGAUUAUUGAUAAGCUUCCACUUUCUCUUACACUUGUCCACAAAGAGAUUAAGCUAAGCUAUUGUUAGAUGUUAGUUAUGGCCACAAGUAAAAUAGGAGGGGAAAAAUUGCUUGGUGAAACAAUUAAAAUUGUUCCAUAGUCCAUACUAACAAUGCUGACUACAACUUUUUUUUCCAUUUUAGUCUAGUAGAGU
Messenger RNA from Cicer arietinum (chickpea), 708 nucleotides. The record is from RefSeq and is a predicted model, not a curated record. NCBI's taxonomy places the organism in Eukaryota, Viridiplantae, Streptophyta, Magnoliopsida, Fabales, Fabaceae.